Messenger RNA from Setaria italica (foxtail millet), 2344 nucleotides. RefSeq names its product E3 ubiquitin-protein ligase MBR2. The record is from RefSeq and is a predicted model, not a curated record. NCBI's taxonomy places the organism in Eukaryota, Viridiplantae, Streptophyta, Magnoliopsida, Poales, Poaceae. Bases 196 to 1938 code for a protein of 580 amino acids. Gene Ontology annotation, molecular function: ubiquitin protein ligase activity. The transcript is spliced from 6 exons.
CCGCUAAAUAAAUCCGCCUCGGAUCUGACCAAAUCGUCCCUUCGUUUGCUCGCCGUCUUGUCCGGCUUCCAUUUCCUCCCGCGAGGGAACGAAAGGAGAAAAGGGGGAGACGCCGCCGCCGCUUCCGCUUCCGCGAGAAUUCUAGCAAAAGUCUUCUGGAGAAUAAUACACCUCUGCAUUGUGCUGCAUUUUGGUAUGGACGAAUCUUCCAGUAGGUCCGCUGCCCCAAUUGGGUUUCUUAGAAGAGGCUCUGGCAUUUCCUUGAGAAAUCAAAGCAAUGAGGAUAGGCCAAGCCAAUACAACAAUAGGCCAGGGAAGAGUACAAAUCUCAAUCCUGUGAAAGCCCGAUUCACUGAAAAUAAGGAGAAGCCAAGGUAUUUACAGGGUCCAUUCCAUUCAUCAGGCUCCAAGGCCUCAUCUGUGAGCUCUUCAAAAGCUCCUGUUAGAAAAUAUCACGAUGAAAGGCAAAAAAGGCCCUUUUUGGCAGAGGCAGACAUUGCUGAAAGCAGCAACGGAAGAACUGAAGUCAGACGUCUACAAUGUGGCAAGAAAGCUGUUGCUAAUGAACAUAGGCAUCCAUACACACAGAAGGGUACAUCAGGAGGUUCGUCAUCCUCAACAUUUACUGAAGGAGGCUUGCCAGAAGAACAUGAUCUUGGAGUUUUAGACUUUUCUGUUUCUUCAAGGAGUUCUGCACGUACUAUUGAUUCUGGAAAUACUGCAUUGAGUGGUAUGGAACAUAGGCAAAAGGAUAGAGAAGAAUUGAGUUCAGGUAGACCUCAAGGUGCUUCCACUUUUGUUAAUCGGCGUACUGUACCUCAAAGUUUCACCACUGGUGCCAAGUUAUCAAGUGCCCCUGGUACCACCAGUACUGCACUGCAGAGACGUGGUCUAAAAAGCCUUGGUUGCACUUCAAUAUCUGAUGUUUUGCCUUCAGGUUGUUCUUCUUCUGAUUCUGUUCACAAUAGGAGGGUUGAAGUUACUAAGAAGAGAACUUCAGAUGCAGGAAGUUCUUCAAGAUCAAGGGGAAUAAAUGAACAAUCUAAUUUAGGUCAGCCACGUGCUAGUUUGCCUAGACCUAGAGCUGCUGAACAAUCAGCAAGGACCAAUAGCACAAGUGUUCAGGAUUCCACAGAUUCAGUAAGGACUAGACGACCUUCUACUCUGCGUGCCAGGGAGAGGAUGCCGGGUGAAAGAGAGGACGGUGUAUUUGCUCUUCGUGAGACUGUUACGAGGGUUCGUCGUCCAGAAAGAGGUCAUUUUCCCACGGAUGACAUUUCCCCACAGAGACUAGCAAGACCCUUUUAUGGAGAAUUGCCUCAUGCAGUUUAUUCAUCUAAUCGUCAAGGCUCAAGUAGUCGGACAGCAAGGAGGAGGUCUCCUUCUCAUCCUGAAGAAAGGCCUCAACAAAUGUUCCACGGUCUUUUUGGGGAGAGAGAUGGCUACAGACACAUAAACAUGGAAGGAAUUGCAGAGGUGUUGCUAGCAUUGGAUAGGAUUGAACAUGAUGAUGAUUUGACUUACGAGCAAUUGCUGGUGUUGGAAACUAAUCUUCUUCUGAGUGGCCUUGGCUUGCAUGAUCAGCACCAAGAUAUGAGAUUGGAUAUCGACAAUAUGUCGUAUGAGGAACUACUAGCUUUGGAAGAGCAUAUUGGCUCAGUGAGUACUGCCCUUACUGAGGAGCAAUUUGCCAAGUGUAUCAACCAAAGUGUGUACGAAGCAAGAAAUUCAGAUAGAGAUGGGAACAACAUUGAAGUAGAUGAUGUCAAAUGUAGCAUAUGUCAGGAGGAAUACGUUGAAGGAGAAGAGAUUGGUAGGAUGCAAUGUGAACAUCAGUACCAUGUGUGCUGCAUUCACGAAUGGCUAAGGCAGAAGAACUGGUGUCCAAUAUGCAAAGCUUCAGCAAUACCAUCAGAGGUGGACAAGGGAGACGCGUGAAUCUUUUCUCAAACUCGUAAAUAGUGCGGAUUUGUUAGUAGACACUGUAGAUGCUGACGAAGUUCACUCCAAUUUGUGAAUAUGAUAGAUCCUCCCUCUCCUGUACAUUUUGUUACUGCAUCUUUCCUCUUCAUAGCACAUCCUCGAUAGUAGUAUGGUCAGAAACUAGAAAAUAAUGGGAGUUCUCCCUGUUCUUAAGAAAUGGUUCUCCUUGAUUGAAAUGUUUGGCACAAAAACAUUCCUGCUGAAAGGAGAUGUGUUCAUGAUUGUAUAAGUGGCUACUGUGAUGGCUGUAAAACUUGUGGGGAGUAGAACAAUGGCAAAGUGCAUCUCAGCCCUCAAAAUAAUCUGUAGAUACUGGUGCAGUAGCGGUGCUGAGAAAUUUUCUGGGCAACACUUCUUGUUC